Messenger RNA from Acaulospora colombiana, 137 nucleotides. The record is from the annotation of a GenBank genome assembly. NCBI's taxonomy places the organism in Eukaryota, Fungi, Glomeromycota, Glomeromycetes, Diversisporales, Acaulosporaceae.
AUGGAGCUUGUCACGGGAUUUUCCUCAAAUUUACGUGACCUCAUAAUUAUAAGAGCAAUCUUCGGGAUUGUAAUGGGUGGAGAAUGGGGCUUAGGAGCUGCAUUGGCUUUAGAAUCCAUACCACCCGAGGCUCGCGG